ACUUGUGUUCGGCAGCGCUAUACUGCAAGCAGCGGAGGACAGUAAUGCAGUAGCAAAAAGUUCUCUAAAUUAAUUACAGCAACAUCGCAUGGGAAAGCGCAAGCUGGAGGACGUGCGGUCACACCAGCGUGAGAGACAGAUCACCGUGACUCCACUUCUGCGCAGCCCAAAAGAUUGGUUAAAACAAUAAACAUAUAUUUUUGUACAGGAAGAGAAUCCAGCAAGGAGAGAUAAACCAUGGCGAUUCCGGAAAUAGAAGUCGGGGCCAUUGCCCCCGAGAUGCCGGCCAUGUUCGACGGGAUGAAGCUGGCUGCUGUGGCCACCAUCCUCUAUGUGAUAGUUCGCUGUCUGAACCUGAAGAGUCCCACAGCUUCGCCUGACCUCACUUACCAGGACACACCCCUUAACCGCUUCCUGCUCAAGUCCUGUUCUCUUCUGACCAGAGAGUACAUUCCACCCCUUCUGUGGGGCAAGAGUGGGCACCUGCAGACAGCUCUGUAUGGGAAAAUGGGCAGAGUCAAUUCGCCACACCCCCAUGGCCAACGCAAAUACUUAGCCAUGCAGGAUGGGGCCACGGCAACCUUUGACCUCUUCGAACCACUGGCAGACCACCCAACAGGAGAUGAUGUUACCAUGGUAAUAUGUCCGGGCAUUGGUAACCACAGCGAAAAGCAUUAUAUCCGCACCUUUGUGGAUCACUCCCAAAAGCAGGGCUACAGGUGUGCCGUGUUGAAUCACCUGGGGGCCCUGCCUAACAUAGAGCUCACUUCUCCUCGCAUGUUUACUUAUGGCUGCACCUGGGAGUUUGCUGCCAUGGUGGGCUACAUCCGGAGGACCUUCCCACAGACACAACUCAUAGUGGUGGGCUUCAGUCUGGGCGGCAACAUCGUGUGCAAGUUCUUGGGCGAGAACCGUGCCAAUCAGGAAGGGGUGCUGUGCUGUGUGAGCGUGUGCCAGGGCUACAGCGCACUCAGGGCCCAGGAGACCUUCCUGCAGUGGGAUCAUUGCCGACGGUUCUACAACUUCCUCAUGACUGACAACAUGAAGAAGAUCAUCCUUUCACACAGAAGGAUCCUGUUCAGCGGGAGUUCGGACAAGGUGACGGACGCCGACAUGAGCCGGCUGUUCACUGCCACCUCGCUAAACCAGAUCGAUGACAGCAUCAUGAGAAAAUUCCAUGGGUACAGCUCCCUGAAAGAAUAUUAUGAGAAGGAGAGUUGUGUGCACUAUAUUCAUAAUGUGGAUGUUCCACUGCUGCUGGUGAACUCUGCCGAUGACCCCCUGGUGCACGAGUCUCUUCUGACCAUCCCUCGCACGCUUGCUGAGAAGAAGCCAAACGUGAUCUUCGCCCUCACACUGCAUGGAGGCCACCUGGGCUUCUUCGAGGGAGCUGUGCUUGUUCCCCAGCCCCUCACCUGGAUGGACAAGGUCAUUGUGAGCUACGCCAACGCCAUUUGCCAGUGGGAGAAGGAAAAGGCAACGUGUCAAGGUGGAAAUGCCAGCGAGGGCGAGUCCUCAGAGGACAAGCCUUAACACCUGCCCUCCAACAUCUCCUCCACCAUGCGCCUUCGUAUUCUCACCUACUCCCACCAUGACCACAGUGAUCCACUGCUCCUCCUCACAGCUCACAUGCAAUAAACACAGCUUUUAAAAUGAGGGAAUGUGGCAUUCGGGACAAUGCAGUUUAAGAUAAACAUAGGGAAAUAUUUGUAUAAAGGGAAGAAGAGUUGGUUUUUAUCUGUGCAGUUGCUGAUAUUCCAUUGCAGGAACUGCACUGCUGGGGCAACAGAGGCACUGCUGGAACACACUGUGUGAGCUAGGCCUGCAGGACCAAAAAGGACACGUGGUCUAGCAACAGGUUUUCUUGGGGGUUUUUCCAUUGAUCAGAUGUCACACUUUGAAUUGACUGUUUGUGUGCAGUUAUCCUGUUGGGGAUGUAGGUCUCUGUCUCUUUUCGUUGGAGACUUUUGUCCAGCGUGUGUUUCGAAGUGCUCAGGCAGAGCAGCACAGCCAUUCCUGUGCAGGUCUCGGAUAACAAACCAGCAUGCUGCUUGCUUUCAACCCUUAGCUUUCCUUGCGGUGUGAAGCAAUGACGAGGUAGACGGAAAAAUUAGUGGACAAAACCUCACUUGGUCUUAGAUGCAUUCCUCCUACAUUUUCAGUUUAAGCCCAGUAUCCUUUAAAAGUGCACUUUACACAUGGGAGUAAGUGUCUUGGAUUUUUUU
Messenger RNA from Scleropages formosus (Asian bonytongue), 2225 nucleotides. RefSeq names its product monoacylglycerol lipase ABHD2-A-like. The transcript has 11 exons. Gene Ontology annotation, molecular function: acetylesterase activity; monoacylglycerol lipase activity. Gene Ontology annotation, cellular component: sperm flagellum; sperm plasma membrane. The coding region runs from base 238 to 1533 and encodes 431 amino acids. The record is from RefSeq and is a predicted model, not a curated record. Gene Ontology annotation, biological process: medium-chain fatty acid catabolic process; sperm capacitation; medium-chain fatty acid biosynthetic process. NCBI's taxonomy places the organism in Eukaryota, Metazoa, Chordata, Actinopteri, Osteoglossiformes, Osteoglossidae.